Molecule: messenger RNA, 5440 nt
Organism: Myripristis murdjan (pinecone soldierfish)
Lineage: Eukaryota; Metazoa; Chordata; Actinopteri; Holocentriformes; Holocentridae
Gene: srebf1
Product: sterol regulatory element binding transcription factor 1
Exons: 19
Coding region: 249-3788 (1179 amino acids)
Biological process (GO): regulation of transcription by RNA polymerase II
Cellular component (GO): nucleus
Molecular function (GO): protein dimerization activity; RNA polymerase II cis-regulatory region sequence-specific DNA binding; DNA-binding transcription factor activity, RNA polymerase II-specific
Source: RefSeq, a predicted model, not a curated record
UAGUCCUCAAUGAGCCUCACUGUUUGGCUUGGUUUGACAAGUUUCCCUGGGUCAUCAUGGAGGUAGACGUGAGCAGUUAGUUGACAGAUCAAUAAAAAGUUGGAGUUACCUUACCUCGCGCGUGUUUCGAGUUGACCUGGAAGCUGGCACUCCGGCAAAUGUAGGGACGUGAGAAGUCUCUGAUUUUUCCAUCUGUGUGCGUUUAGUUAACCAGUCAAGUGUAUUUGCAAGCCAGGACGAGAGUGAAAAUGAACAGCCUGUCUUUUGACGAUCCUUCAUUGGAUAAUCUGGAUCCAUCUCUGUCGCUUAAUGACCCCAGCGAUAUUGACACGGCCCUGUUAAACGACAUUGAUGACAUGCUGCAGCUCAUCAACAACCAGGAUAUGGAGUUUGGAGGACUGUUUGAUCCCCCUCCAUACACAGGGCCUCCCCCAACCCAAGAGCUCCCUGCCCUGACUCAGUCCAUGUCUUCAGCUCCCCCUCCAUCCACCACUUCUACCCCUCCAUCUUCCUCCUCUUCCUCCAUCCUAAGCAGCAGCCCCCACCUGGAUGCACUCCUGGGGCCCCCGAUUACCCGUAGCUCCACCAGCCCAGACAAGGCCUUCCAACCCCCCACUUUCCAGCAGUCUCCCCUGGCCCAGGUGCCCAGCUCCAACCCUAGACAGCAACCAGCCUCUCCUCAGCAAGCUCCAGGCCUCAGGCAGCCUAAAGUGGAACAGCCCCAACCGAUUGUCAGCCCGCCUGCCCCAGCUCAAGCAGCCCCCCCUCACAGCCCACCUGGACAGAGCCCGGCAUUCAGCUCCGCACCCCAAGCCCUGUUCACCUCACCUGCACCUCAGCCCCAGCCACAACUUCAGGCCCAGGCUCAGUCGCAGCAGCAGGCCCGGGUCAACUACACCAGCCAGAGCACCUACACAGCUGUCAGUCAGGGUGGUGUUGGCCAACCAGUGCCGAGCUCGUCAUCCUCACCCUCCAGUGUUCAGCCAAUGGCCAUCCAGACUCAGAUCCAGGGGCUGACCACCACUUCUCCUCUGCUGGCCACUUCUGCAAGCCCACCAGCUCAAACCAUCGCACCCCAUGUACAGCAAGUACCUGUGCUGCUGCAGCCUCAGUUCAUCAAGGCUGAGUCUCUUCUGCUGACCACUCUGAAGCACGACCCCUGCAUGGUCACUACUGUGGCCUCUCCCACCUCUCUGGCCACCACCACCCCAGUACAGAGCACUUCACUGCAGGCCCUCAUGAGUGGCGGCACUAUCCUGACCACGGUACCUGUUAUGGUUGACGCUGAGAAGCUGCCAAUCAACCGCAUCGCCAUCAGCGGCAAGCCGGCGGGCCAGCCUCACAAGGGGGAGAAGCGCACUGCCCACAAUGCCAUUGAGAAGCGCUACCGCUCCUCCAUCAAUGACAAAAUCAUCGAGCUCAAAGACCUGGUGGCUGGCACUGAGGCAAAGCUUAACAAAUCAGCCGUGCUGAGGAAAGCCAUUGACUACAUCCGCUACCUGCAGCAGGCCAACCAGAAACUCAAACAAGAGAACAUGACUCUAAAAAUGGCUGCACAGAAAAACAAAUCUCUCAAAGACCUUGUUGCCAUGGAGGUAGAUGGACAGGCAGAGGUCAAGAGUGAGCUGCCCACUCCGCCAGCCUCUGACGUGGGCUCACCCACCUCGUUCUCCCACUGUGGCAGCGACUCUGAACCGGACAGCCCCAUGGGGGAAGACACCAAGCCGAACAUGGGCAUGCUGGACAGGUCAGCAGCGGGUGGCAGCGCUGGAGGGAUGUUGGACCGCUCCCGCAUGGCGCUGUGUGCCUUUACCUUCCUCUUCCUCUCCCUCAACCCUCUGGCUGCUCUGCUCUGUGGCUCAUCGGGCAGCAGCUCUCCCGGGGGAAGCACCUCUACCCACGGCACAGGCAGGAGCAUGCUGGGCCUGGAAAUUGCAGCAGACUCCUGGGGCUGGAUGGACUGGAUGUUGCCCACUCUACUGGUGUGGCUGCUCAACGGGGUUCUUGUGUCAGGGGUCCUGAUCCGACUUCUGGUGUAUGGAGAGCCUGUAACAAGACCCCACUCUGGAUCAUCUGUCCUGUUCUGGAGGCACCGCAAACAGGCUGAUCUGGACCUGGCUAGGGGAGAUUUUGCGCAGGCCAGUCAGAACCUGUGGACCUGUCUGAAGGCUCUUGGUCGACCCUUACCCACCUCCCAGUUGGACCUGGCCUGUGCCGCCCUGUGGGCCCUGCUGCGAUUCUGCCUCCAGCGCCUCUGGGUGGGCCGCUGGCUGGCUGCCAGAGCUGGUGGUCUACGAUCUGAUCGCCCCCUGCAGGAAGAUGCCUGUAAGAGCAGCCGUGACGCUGCUCUGGUUUACCAUCGCCUGCACCAGCUUCACAUGACAGGUAAGCUGAAUGGCAGCCACCUGUCAGCAGUACACAUGGCUCUCAGUGCGGUCAACCUGGCAGAGUGUGCUGGCUCCUGUCUGCCUGUGGCCACUCUGGCCGAGGUUUACGUCUCUGCAGCUCUGCGGGUCAAAGCCAGCCUGCCCAGGAUCCUACACUUCACAUCUCGUGUGUUUCUGAGCAGUGCCCGCCAAGCCUGCCUGUCGUCCAGCGGCAGCGUGCCUCCAGCUAUGCAGUGGCUCUGUCACCCACUGGGCCACCGCUUUUUUGUUGACGGGGACUGGGCUGUCCGCAGUACUCCCAAAGAAAGCAUUUACAGCCAGGCUGGCAACACAGUGGACCCUCUGGCCCAGGUAACCCAGGCCUUCAGGGAGCACCUGUUGGAGAAAGCUCUGUACUGUGUGGCUCAGCCUCGUGGAGAGAAGAGCACCAGCCAGGGAGAAGGGGAGUACGCUGAUGCUCUGGAGUACCUCCAGCUGUUGACCAGCUCAUCAGAUGCAGCCGGUGCCACCACCCAGUCCUUUGCCAUCGGCUCCAACAUGGCCACUGUGACUGGCUGUGACCCCCACUCCAAGUGGUGGUCCUCUGUCACUGUGGUGAUCAUCAACUGGCUCCAAGGAGAUGACGCUGCAGCAGAGAGACUGUACCCAGCCGUGGAGCACCUGCCCCGCAGUCUGCAGAACGUAGAGAGUCGUCUGCCCAAGGCGUGUCUGAACACGUUCCGGGCGGUGCGCGCCCUGCUGUCCAAGCCAGAAAACUGCCAGCUGAGUCUGAGCUACAGCGACAAGGCCAGCGUCCUGCUCCGAGACAGCCUCAACCUGGGACCACACUGCCACAGCUCCAGCAUAGACAAGGUUGUCCAGUUGCUGCUGUGUGAUCUCCUGUUGGUGAUGAGGACCAAUGUGUGGCGUCUGCAGCAGCAGGGGGCCAGUCCAGGGGGACUGGGGGUGGCAGGUGCCAGUGGUCCUGUGGGGGUCCAUCAGGCCUCACCGCCGGAGCUCCAGGGCUUCCAGCAAGACCUCAGCUCCCUACGCAAACUGGCCCACAGCUUCAGGCCUGCUAUGAGAAGAUUGUUCCUGCAUGAAGCUACAGCCAGGCUGAUGGCAGGGGCCAGUCCCACUCGCACACAUCAGCUCCUGGACCGCUCACUACGACGCAGAGCAACGCCUGGAGCUAAGACAGAGGAGUGCGAGACGCGGCCUGGCCAGCGGGAACAGGCGGAGGCAGUGAUGCUGGCGUGCCGCUACCUGCCUCCCUCCUUCCUGUCAGCGCCCGGCCAGAGGGUGGGCAUGCUGGCCGACGCAGCACGCACCCUGGAGAAGCUGGGAGACAAGAGGACCCUCCACGACUGCCAGCAGAUGAUCAUCAAGCUGGGCAGCGGCACCACUGUCACCUCCAGCUAGACAUCUGAGGGAGCCGAGAGACCCCCACAGACACACACACACAGACACACACAAACACACACUGUAUAUAAGAGACACAUACAGAAACUCGCAGUUUGAUCCGCAAAUGCAGUUGCAUAAACACAAACAUACAGUCUCUGGCAUUUUGGCCUGCAGCUAAUGGACACAUUGAUGGACUCUAGAGAUUAAUAUCAGACAAGCAGAAGUUCUUGCCAUGACUUUUCAUUAUGCCCCGCCCCUUCCCUCCAUAUCAGUCAGAAGUCAGCUCAACAUUUCACCCCUCUCUUUCCCCCCAGUAAAGUGUUUUUAGUUACACUGUUGCUACAGUUUGUGAUUUAAUGUAAUUAUUUGCUAUACCCAGAAUGUAUUAUGCAUUUUUCUUUCUUCCUGAGCUGAAUUCCCUCGUGAGAAUGCAUUGCAGUGCCAGAGUUUGACCACAGAGAGGUGCCACCACAGUGUGAAUGCCAGUGUGAAUACGUGCGUGUAGGGAUGUGUGUCCACCAUUAAUUUCGUAACAACAGACCCCAUUGUUUUUGAAGACGAUGCACCUUAUGCAGGCAGAAGGAGGGGCGAGCUGUUCUGAUUGGCUGCACGCUGAGGUGUCUUGUGUCAGUGGGAGGAGAGCGACCAAACUCAGAUUGGUCAGACUUAGGGCUUGCUCAGUGGGAGGCCACUGACAAGGUUGUUGUUCAUGUAGCGCUGUUGCAUGUGGAACUAUGUCAUGUUACAUUUGUGAUUUUGACAACUGUAGAUGUGUGAUGAUCUGAGAGGUUGCAACCCACUGUACAAGCCCCAUGUCUCUUAUCUGCACUAGCCUUGCAAGGCUGAUUUUAAUGAGUUAAGAAAAUAUGGCUUUAUGCAGUUAUUUUCAUAGUUUUUGUUUUGUUUUGCUGUGUAUAUAUUUUUAACUGUAUUUAUAAUCUGUAAGAACAUGGAUUGAUCAGUAUUUUACAUCAGUCGAGUGAUACAUACUUCUUGCCACAUGCCCCCUUGUAUUUUGUAGCAUUUGAGCAGGCCCCAGUAAUGCAGGUAUUGUAUUGCCAUGGUGAUGAGCGUCAAAGUGGAGACGUGUCAGUGUCAGGAGGACACGUGCAUCACAUCGUCCGAUUCAGUUGACCCUUUGUGCUGUUGCACAAGUUGUGCAACCACAAUAUCAAAUCGAGUUGGCAGUGUCCGAUUUUAACAUCACCAGCUAAUGACUUGAACAGUAAUGUGAACCUUUGUCCCUUUUGCAACAAGUUACACAAGUCACAUGGACAAUUUCAAAAUAAUUGACAUAUUUCCAAAGAGGGCCUGUGGUUAAUCUUCCCCUGGUUUUCCCUUGUAGCUCCAACAAUAAGAGCACCAUUUAUCCUUUCAUUCAUGUGAGUUUCAUGCUUUUAGAGAACCACCUUUUAUUGUAUUUAGAAGACUGUAAAAAAUACUUUUGGAAUCUUUAGCAUGUCUUUUUUUUGUCCCAGGACCAGUAUGUAUUAUAGAUCGUCAUAAUUUUGAAAGACUGGAAGACGCUGGUUUGAGAUGGCCUCAUGGGAAGCAACUGCGUCAAAUGUAUUGUUUAUGUAUUCUGACACCCACUUCUUCCUGUCUUCGCUCCUUGAUGUUUGGUUUAUUCCAUGAUGAUGUAAAUAUAAAAAAACAUUUUGUAAAGAAUA